UGCGCCUCACAAUAUUGAAAGUGCACCGAGCUCGACUGUCGCUUGUACUACACCGACUCCUGCCAUUCCACUGCACUUCUGAAAGGAUGAAUAUUUGGACUGAACAUAGAAAUCCUGAGGGUCGUACGUACUGGUUCAAUACAGGCACAAGGGAGAGUGUGUGGGAGAAGCCAGAUGACCUGAAGACACCCUUUGAGCGUGCUCUGAACCAGACGAAAUGGAAGGAGUACUUUUCAGGCGGAAGAAAGUACUAUUACAAUACUGAAACCAAGGAGUCCAAAUGGGACAUGCCCGACGAGUUGCUCCUUCUGCUUGAGAAAGUGGAGAAGGAAGGGCCAGCAGCCCCUCAGCCUGGUGUCCCUUCAAACCGUUUAACGGCUCCCGGAACCCCGGGUACACAAGGUGCAGCUAUCCCUGGUGGAGGCACUGAUCAAUCCUCAUCCGCCGGUUCGCAGUCAUUUCCCAAUGGUCAAAUCGGCGACCUUUCCGUCGGGCAACAUACGGGUGCUUUGCCCUUCACACCUACCCAGACUGCGCUGCCAGUGCGGCCCAAUCUGCCAGAUGACCCGGUCAUCCCGCAUAAUGGGUUCGCCACAGUCGAAGAAGGAGAGAAAGCAUUCAUGCAUUUGUUGAAAAAAGCAGGUGUCGAUGCGAAUUGGACUUGGGAUCAGACUAUGAGGACUAUCAUUACAGAUCCGCUUUACAAGGCUUUGAAUACUCUCGCUGAGAAAAAGGCCGCGUGGCAAAAGUACACUGAUGCCCUGAGGGCCAAGGAGCAAGAGGAACGCGAGGCCCGUCUGUCGAAGUUCCGCCCCGCAAUCCGCAAUAUGCUUAAAGGCAAUCCGAACGUGUUCCAUUACACGACUUUUGCAACUGCAGAUAAGCUCUUCGCACAGCAUCCCAUUUGGCAGCAGGCUAAAAUCGAAGCGGAGCGAAAGCUCAUAUUCGAGGAAUAUGUGCAAGAGCUGAAGACUCGUGAAAUCCAAGAGAACCGAGCCGCUCGUGCUCGCAGCAUCUCUAAAGUUGUAGCUUUGUUCAAGACGCUGGACGUCGAUGUCCUUACUCGUUGGCGUCAGGCUCACAAGAUGGUCCUCGAAUCAGAUGAGUGGCAGAAUGACGCUGAGUUACAGAAGUUGCCUACUCUUGAUAUCUUGUUGGCUUUCGAGGACUACAGUCGUCUUCGUGAACGAGAGUUCGAAGAGCAGAUGCGUAGGGCUCAAGUUGAGAAGACGAGGAAGGAAAGGAAGGCUAGGGAGGGAUUCAAGGAAGUCCUCCGUGGAUUGAUUGACCAAGGCAAGAUCAAAGCACGUACAAAGUGGAAGCAAGUCUACCCCCUUUUCUCAAAGGACCAGCGUUACCUCGCCAUCCUCGGCAAUCCAGGUUCCAACCCUCUAGAACUCUUCUGGGACCUCGUAGAUAGCUUAGACCAGAAGUUGGAUGCCAAACUCGCAUUGAUCGAGGAUGCUAUCAAGAAGCAUAAUGAUUCCCUCCCUCAACCUCCUAGUAUUGACGGGGAGAAAGUUGAAAAUGCUGAAGGUGAGGCUGGGGAGAAGGAGCAAGAAAAGGAGAAGGUAGAGGGUCCUAAGCCAUUCAAGGUAGUUCCCGAAACUACCAAGGAGGAACUUCUGGCAAUCGUGAAGGAGGAUCAAAGCGAGGCGCUGCAGAAGUUGACUAGAGAGGACCUGGAUGAAAUCUACCAGACGAUGCAUGAUGAGGCUGUCAGACGACAAGCUGAUGAGAAGCGUCGGGCGGAGAGACGUCAGCGACACCUCCAGGAUGAUCUGCGGUAUGCUCUCAAAAAGCUGCCAGAACCUAUCGAUAUCAACUUGCCUUACGAGGAGGCUGUACCGUUGAUGCAAGAUUUACCCGAGUUCAAGGCUCUAGAAGAUGAAGAGGGUAGACGGGCUGCAUUCUCAAAGUUUGUCAAACGACAGAAGGAGCGCCUGCGCGAGAAGGAGGAAAAGAUUUCGGAGGACGGCGGCUCGACCACUAGUCGCAAACGCAAAGAACCACCUCGUGAGGAGCGAGAGCGUGAACGUGACCGCGAACGCUCAAAGGACCGUCGCCAUGAACGUGAAGAGAAAGAGAAAGAGCCGCAUCACGAACGUGAAUCUCGCAGCUCGAGACAUCGUCAUCGUCACGAUGACUAUGACGGUCAUGAACGUCGUUCCUCUCGGGACUAUACGCGUGAGAGGGACCGUGGACGUGACUAUACCAAGGAGAAGGAUUAUCACCCCAAGGACAAAGACCGCGACUACGCCUAUCGCUCUUCGAAGCAUCAUCGUGAGUACGAUGAUGAUAAAAGACGAGACCGUAGGAGUUCGAGAGGUAGGGGUGAGUAUGACGAGUACAGGCGAGACUGGGAUGAACCCGCCGUAUAUCCUCCCCACGAAGCCCCUCCUUACCGCGAGGAAAAAGAGCGGAGCGCCUCUUUGUACCGAGAGGAGCCUAGGGAGAAGCGACCAUAUGACGAAAAGCUGCUUGACGAGAGGGCAGAGAAGCGGCCUCGUUAUGAAGAGGAACCUAAGCAGGAACCUGAACCGCCUCAGGCGCCAUCUGUUAGAGCAGAAACUCCCGAAGAGGGAGAGAUCUAGUUGCUCUCAUUAUGUUCAUGUCGUAGUGUUUACUGUAUGUCCCAAGUACUGGUAUUAUGCGAAUAUAUGAUGCUAUCAUGAAUGUGACUCUACAACAUCAAUAGGUCCAAUACGAAGACGAGUAUAAGUCUGCUUAUGCUUGAUGGUCCUUUGGUAACCCUUUCGUCUCUUCUUCUUGAAGAUGACCUCCAUCCUUCCCUUCGUGUGCUCCACUACUGUCGCUUGGACCUUAACAUUUUCUGGUGGAAUGAUGGGAUUGCCGCGGAUCGUGAAUUCACGGGAGCCAACCUCGUGAAUUUCUGAAAGCGAGAGGACGUCGCCAACAUUGACGUCUUUCAGACGUGGUACUGUGAGCAGGUCGCGCGGUGCCAGAGUGUAUUUUCGACCAGCAACGGAGGCGACAACAUAGUGUGAUGGUUGUGAUCGAAUGAGAGACAGAGCAGUAGCAGGGGUGCUUGCUGGAGAUGUAGUCUGCGUGUGCAAGGCCCUACCGGCGACCUGCCGCAAAGCUGCUGUGGUAUUAUGGCAUGUUAGUUAACUACCUGUAACAUUAACCUCACUG
Messenger RNA from Somion occarium, 3156 nucleotides. Lineage: Eukaryota; Fungi; Basidiomycota; Agaricomycetes; Polyporales; Cerrenaceae. The record is from the annotation of a GenBank genome assembly.